GUCACUUGUAGAGUUCCAGUCCUCAGGUGUACUUGGCCACUUAGCUGUACUCACAAGUUUCAUAGAAGUGUCGUCGCAAACGGGCUCACAACCACAUCUACCGGUGACACAGCUAACCACAAGCAGCAAAAGUUCCUGAAAAGAAGAAAUCAAGGAAAGUUGCGUCACAGACGUGGGAAACGCGAUCCCUGGCUCCUUUGCGGGAAAACAUCUGCGAAUAUUUGCACGGAGAUAAGAGAAAGUUGUACAAAAGAAAGCAUGGCAGAGCGUGCUGUAAACAAACACCAGUGAAGAACAAAGGCCGCGGGAAAACACUGAUAUCUCUCGCAUUUCUCUUUAUCAUCGUGGGAAUGAUAACAGCACUUUGGAUGUCACAUUCUGUACCAAGCACGGCUUUAAUUAUUAAAAUGAUGCCUCAGACGAACUUAAUAUCGCUUUUGGGCUUAGAACAAAGUUCGGUUGGUGAAGAAUGCUGCUCAAGAAUGAAAUACUUAGUCGGUGAAUUGUUGCGAGCAGAGCAAGCACUUAAGAGUACUCUGCGAUUGCGAAGGACUUUGAUGUUGACAUCAAAGGCGAAUAAAAUGGAUAUCGACAUAGACCGAGGGCAUGUCCACGGAAUAAUUGUGUCCAAAGGCAAAUACACGAAGGAAUGGGGAGGAAAACUCGUGCUGUGGGGUGUGGUGCCACUAUGGAGGGCCGCGCCGCCGCCAGACACUAUCCUUGCGUUGCGGAGGCCAACCCCGUCGGAUUGCUGGCCUUUUAGUGGUUCAUACGGCGAGCUCAACCUAGACUUGCCACGGCAGCUUCGAAUACGGUGUCUAAGCGUGGAGCAUGUGCAGCCGGACACCGCUUUGAGCGCGCCCAAGAACUUCAUUCUUUACGGUAUCCUUACAAAUGGAACUUGGUUAAAAGCAGUGGAUGGGGAGUAUCGACGUAGAGGACCGGCCAAACAGUAUUAUCCAUUAUUGCAUCAAAAUAUUCCCUUUCAACAAUUUGUUUUCAGAGUUCUGAACAACCAAGGCAACCCACGUUACACCUGUAUUUACAGAGUACAUUUGUUUCAAAAUAUUGACAGCUCACAAUAUCUGUAUAAAUAG
Molecule: messenger RNA, 1097 nt
Organism: Pectinophora gossypiella (pink bollworm)
Lineage: Eukaryota; Metazoa; Arthropoda; Insecta; Lepidoptera; Gelechiidae
Gene: spag4
Product: SUN domain-containing protein 5-like
Exons: 9
Coding region: 351-1097 (248 amino acids)
Biological process (GO): nuclear envelope organization
Cellular component (GO): nuclear envelope
Molecular function (GO): protein-membrane adaptor activity
Source: RefSeq, a predicted model, not a curated record